AUGCGCAAGUUUGGGAGGCUUGCACACCACAUUAUGCGGUACCCCAUUAAAGUCGGGAGCGAACCUGACCGCCGGCGCCGCGCCUUCACCAGCUCUCCUAAGCUUCUUCCGCCAUCGCCCAUCGACGUAGCUAUCAUAACGACCGCACACAAGUAA
This is a messenger RNA of Phytophthora nicotianae INRA-310, 156 nucleotides long. RefSeq lists its product as hypothetical. The transcript has a single exon. The record is from RefSeq and is a predicted model, not a curated record. Bases 1 to 156 code for a protein of 51 amino acids. Lineage: Eukaryota; Oomycota; Peronosporomycetes; Peronosporales; Peronosporaceae.